Pseudogymnoascus destructans is the source of this 731-nucleotide messenger RNA. RefSeq lists its product as uncharacterized. The transcript is spliced from 2 exons. NCBI's taxonomy places the organism in Eukaryota, Fungi, Ascomycota, Leotiomycetes, Thelebolales, Thelebolaceae. The record is from RefSeq and is a predicted model, not a curated record. The coding region runs from base 230 to 670 and encodes 146 amino acids.
AAUCUUGAGACAGCUUAGCGAGAAGGAAACGUAAUAUGGCCCUUUUCAGGCACAAGUCCUCUCAAAUUAAGCACCACCUGAUCAUACCGAUAACUCCCCGGCAGAUAACCAUGCGGUGAGUCCGAAUGGAAAUUUAUAUAAAUACUGGAGGAUUUAAAAGAAACGGACCGAUCCUCUACUCCAACAAUGAGUUUUUCUAUUGAUAUCGGAGGGGAACAUAGUUUUCACCAUGAAAUCAUCAGAUCCCCAAAUCCUGGAUCCAUUAGAGCGAAGGACAGAAGAUGACAAAGCCUCCCCCCAAGAGACACACCAUGCUCUUGUCAAUGAGUCGAUACUGAGUAGAAUAGCUAGAACAGCUGAGCAGGUGGAUGAUAUCGCUCAAAGGCACGAGAUGUCGAACGACUCGGCACCCGAGGCUACAAUACCAGAUUCUCAUCAUACCAGCAAUCGUCGGCAGCAGGUCGUGAUGUUUUCUGAAGAGGGGGUCACAGUUCAUGAGGCGCCAUUUUUGAAGGAUGCAGUCAAUGCACAGGCUCUACGAGUAGCUGAUUCUGGGAAAUAUCUUUCAACAAGAAGAGGGGGAUACUUUCUCUGGCGUGACUGCUUUGAUGAUCUGGUGAGGACUGAGACAGCAGAAGUUCUUGUCACUGGCUUGACAAGAAUGAGAUAGAAAGAGAGGAAGUAAUGAUGAACAAAGUGGGGUGCAGGAAAAGGGCUUUCGUAAGACGACG